Molecule: messenger RNA, 631 nt
Organism: Galdieria sulphuraria
Lineage: Eukaryota; Rhodophyta; Bangiophyceae; Galdieriales; Galdieriaceae
Exons: 1
Coding region: 57-551 (164 amino acids)
Source: RefSeq, a predicted model, not a curated record
GAAACUGUCAUGACAAAAACAUGAAGCUGACUAUUUUCCUUUUAUUCUUCAUUCCUAUGGCUCUCUCCUGUAGUCUUCAAGGUCCCCCUGAAGGGUCCAUUGAAAACUUAAUCAAUACCAUUUCUCGGGAUGUUACAACUCUUCAAAGCUAUAUGCAAAGGAGAAAAGAGGAAUACGACUGUAUCCUUAAGACAUGUCCAGUUUGUGGAGCAGUGGAAGAAUAUGCUUUCUCGACAGUUUCUCCAACUGCCACUUUUGAACAACUCAAUCCAGAGAACAGGAUUUUAUAUGAAUUACAACAGAUUAAUGAGCAAAGGCGAACUCUUUAUGAAGAUAUUGUCAGUGUACAGCAGAAACCUGAGUGUGAGUUAUGCCUUUUAUGUGCACUACAUGAGUCAGCGUUUGAAUGUGGCGCAACUCCCACCGCAAAUUCAUUCACUUCUCAAGUUCAGAGCCAACACACUCAACAACAGCAGACUCCUGUGUUCUCAGAGUCAGUGGUACCUCGUCCAACCAUAUUAAGCAAUAAGACAAGGGUUUUCGUAGUUUAGAUAGCGGUUUUACCUUUGGGGAAGUUUCUUGCAAAAUAAAUGAUUGUUUUUUUGUUUUUGAUAAAGAAAGCUUAUGAAAA